AUGAUCAAGGAUUAUGAUGAGCAUGGGAAGGGCAAGCUUAGUCGAAGCCAGCUGGUGCAGUUACUCACAGACACAGACUCCUCCACGCCACCAGGGACUCCCCCAACUGAAGAACAAAUAGAGUUCUUGUUGAAGCUCUGUGAAGUGGAGGAAGAUGGUUGCAUCAGCACAAAGCAGUUGGAGGAGCUUCUGUCUUGUUGGUACACCUUCACAGAGAAACGCCAUGUUUUUGACUCCAAAAUUGAGAAGUACGACGUCUCCAAAGAUGGUAAGCUCUCAAAAGAAGAGCUGAAGGCAUACCUCACCGAGCUCAACGGUGGUCAUGAAGUGGUACAGGCAGACGUUGACUGGGUCAUGAAGGCAUCUGACAUCAUCAGGGACGGCGGUCUCAACAAGAUGGAGCUUGAGCUCGCCACAUCGUUGUGGUAUGGCUACAUUGACAGAAAACCAGAGAGCCAAUGCUGUGCGAUUUCCUGA
Symbiodinium pilosum is the source of this 477-nucleotide messenger RNA. Lineage: Eukaryota; Dinophyceae; Suessiales; Symbiodiniaceae. The record is from the annotation of a GenBank genome assembly.